ACAACCUUUAGAGGGAUCGCGCAACUUAUUAAGCCUUAUAUCAUCGCACUGCAGAUCAUAAUUAUCUGGUAACCAUAAUAUACGAUGGGCAGAAAACAAACCCGUCACAAUGACAUGGUAUUAGCUUUAGGCCAAUUGAUCGCUCCAGGAAUGGAUAGAUGGACUGAACUGCUUGACCUCUUCACAAAUAAUCCGUUAUCAAAAAGGGAAAUCAAAGAAACUGAUAGCAUGCAAACAUUAUUUGAAAAAUUGGUUGACUAUGAAGAAAUUAAAGUAGGUGAAUAUGGAAAAGUGAUAAAUCUACUGCAAUCAAAUGGAAAGAAGCAAUUCAAUGGCCUUGUGAGGACAAUGAAACAAUGCCAAAAUGACAUUGAAGUAAUGGAAGACGUGCCGAGUAAUCAGUUGACGUCUGAUUCUGAUAGCAACACGGGGACAACAAUGCAGAGCGAUAGGGGAUCAGUAUCUUCUGAAUUCACACCACAAAACGUAACUGCAGAUGGUCCUUCCAGCGACAAAUAUCCUACGUCAUAUCUCAAGCGCGAGACUCGUGGAAAAAGAGGAUUGAUGGUCAUAUUCAACUUCACUUUCAAAGGCAAAGAUUUGGAAAGACCACAGGCUCCUGUCGACAAAAAGUAUCUCCAAGAUUUUUUCGAAGCCGAACUGGGAUGGGACGUAGAGUACCACGAAGAUUGCGACGAAGCUGAAGUAAACACUCAUCUCAANCAGAGGCUCCUGUCGACGAAAAUGAUGAGUCACGGCGGUGAGGAGUAUUUCCUAACCAAGGAUGAAAAAGAAUUCAAAUACGCUGAUGUAUUUAGCGAGUUCACAAACGGAAAGAUACCCGAAUUUGCAGGUAGACCGAAAGUGUUCCUAAUGCAAAGUUGCAAGAAAAAGGAACUACAGAAUGACAUACGCAGUGACCAUAUACAUGACAAGUGCCCCAUCUUAGAUGAUUCUGAUGUCUUAGUGAUAUGGGCAACGACACCAG
Messenger RNA from Mizuhopecten yessoensis (Yesso scallop), 988 nucleotides. Its product is annotated as caspase-1-like. The record is from RefSeq and is a predicted model, not a curated record. The annotation marks the transcript as partial. Gene Ontology annotation, molecular function: cysteine-type endopeptidase activity. Gene Ontology annotation, biological process: proteolysis. The transcript has 9 exons. NCBI's taxonomy places the organism in Eukaryota, Metazoa, Mollusca, Bivalvia, Pectinida, Pectinidae.